AUGGCUACCGCAGCACUAUCCAUACCAGCAACGCAAAAGGGCGUUCUUGUUUCCAAACAUGGAGGGCCCGAGGUUCUCGAAUACAGAACAGACCUUCCCGUCCCCACCCCAAAGGAAGGGGAGGUACUUAUAAAAAACAACCUCUCGGGCGUGAACUACAUCGACACCUAUUUCCGCACAGGUCUUUACACAGCUCCCAAACCAGAGAUUCUAGGCCGCGAAGCAGUUGGCACCAUCGUUGCCGUCGGCCCUGGCGCUAACCCGAAAAAUUUCACUGUCGGUGAGCGCGUGGCAUGGAUGAAUACUGGCGGCUAUGCGGAGUACACGGCCGUCCCCGCUGAGGCAAACGUGGCGCGCGUCCCUGCAGGUUUAUCAGAUGAGGAUGCCGUCGCGGGAUUCCUAAGUGGGCUUACGACGCUCACAUUCGUCCGAGAAGCGUAUCCGGUUAAGCAGGGGGAUUGGAUUCUGAUCCACGCUGCGGCGGGUGGGGCGGGGUUUCUGAUGACGCAGUUGGUCAAGAUGACUGGUGCGAAAGUAAUUGCGACGGCUGGGUCUCCGGCGAAGGUGGAGUUAGUGAAGGGUCUUGGGGCGGACGUGGUUAUUGAUUAUAGGAGUGCGGAGGGCGCAAAUUGGGAGGAGAAGGUGAUGGAUGUGACUGGCGGAGAGGGGGUGGAUGCUGUAUUCGAUUCUGUAGGGAAGGAUACAUGGGAGGGAAGUUUGAAUGUUUGUAAGAGGAAAGGGACAGUGGUUUAUUUCGGAAAUUCCAGCGGGCCCGUACCGCCAUUGCAGAUCCGGCUUCUGUCGUCGAAGAACAUCAAAGUGCUCCGGCCUACAGUUUUCCCAUAUAUCCACACGCAAGUUGAAUUUGACCAUUACACCGAAGAGCUGUUUGGCCUACUGAAGGCUGGCCAACUGAAAGUUAGGAUCCACAAGGUCUAUCCCUUGGAAGAAAUUGCGCAGGCUCACAUCGACCUCGAGAGUAGACAGACUACUGGGAAGCUCCUCCUCAAGCCAUGA
Molecule: messenger RNA, 1017 nt
Organism: Histoplasma mississippiense
Lineage: Eukaryota; Fungi; Ascomycota; Eurotiomycetes; Onygenales; Ajellomycetaceae
Exons: 3
Coding region: 1-1017 (338 amino acids)
Biological process (GO): cellular response to oxidative stress
Cellular component (GO): cytoplasm
Molecular function (GO): quinone reductase (NADPH) activity; zinc ion binding
Source: RefSeq, a predicted model, not a curated record